AUGAGCUAUCAAAAGUCGCAAGGCGCCGUCAGCGCGGCGCCGGCUGCUGGACUUGAACAAGGAUACACGCAAUGCGCAUCGCAUCCGCAGUACCAGAAACUGCAGCAGCAGCAUCAGUACUCGCGCUACCAGCAGCCGCAGCGGUACGACCCUCACCACCAGCAUGUGUACUACCAGCAGCAGUGCCAUGGGGGGGCCCCCAACGGAGCCGCUAAACAAGCAGCAGCAGCAGCUGCUGCUGCAGCGGCAGCGGCCCCUGAAUCUCCCGCCCCCUGUAGCUCAGCUCAGCAGCCGCCGCGGACUGUACAGCCUCCCGCGUCGCAGCAUCAGCACCGACAUCAGGAGCACGAGCAGCAACGGAAGAACCCCCAUGCCGUGAAGCCCACCCGCAUGCCGCAUCCUCUGACAGACUGGCAGUUGCCUGAGCGAUAUGAACUGCACCAUCUUAUAGGAACAGGGUCUUACGGCCAUGUGUGUGAGGUGUACGACAACCAAGAGCAGCGGAUUGUGGCAAUUAAGAAGAUUCACCGCGUCUUUGAGGACUUGAUUGACUGCAAACGAAUUCUUAGGGAGAUCGCAAUAUUAAACAGACUAAACCACGAUCAUAUCGUUAAAAUAUUGGACAUCCUCGUGCCUAACGACCUCGAAAAGUUCGAUGAGAUGUACGUUGUCUUAGAGAUCGCGGAUUCCGAUUUUAAGAAGCUGUUUCGCGCGCCAGUUUAUCUGACGGAGUUGCACAUUAAAACGCUUCUGUAUAAUCUUCUCGUUGGGGUUAAAUAUGUUCACUCUGCGGGGAUUCUUCAUCGUGAUCUCAAGCCAGCGAACUGUUUAGUGAACCAGGACUGCAGCGUGAAGGUGUGCGACUUUGGGCUGGCGCGAACGAUGGACUUCCCCGAAAGACAAAACAGCCACUGCCCCGUCACACAGCAGCACGACGACAUCGUCAGCGUCUCCCACACCAAAAACCUUAAGAGACAGCUCACUGGCCACGUUGUGACGAGAUGGUACAGAGCGCCUGAGUUGAUAUUAUUGGCUGAGAAUUACACGGAGGCCAUCGACGUUUGGUCUAUCGGCUGUAUCUUCUCGGAGUUGUUGUCGAUGAUUGAAGAAAACGUGGAGUCGCACUGCGACAGGGGGCCCCUCUUCCCCGGUUCUUCUUGCUUUCCCCUCUCGCCAGACCAGAAGAAUGGAGAUGACUCACGGUUGCAGACGCGCGGCAACAAGGACCAAUUGAAUGUCAUAUUCAACGUGCUGGGAACUCCAACAGAAGAAGAAAUCGAAGCUUUGGAAUCAAACGAGGCCAAACAAUACAUCCGCACUUUCCCCCCCAAAGAGGCGCACGACUUAGCUGAGCGCUUUUCCGCUUCUUCUCCCGAGGCUUUAAAUUUGCUCAAGCGGAUGUUGGUAUUCAACCCGAAAAGACGAAUUUCUGUGGACGAGUGCCUGGCGCAUCCAUUCUUCAAAGAAGUGCGAAAUCCCGCCAUCGAGGUCACCGCCAAUGAGAAAGUGCGACUUCCGUUUAACGACUGGGCCAAUAUGGAUGAGCCUCAGCUGCGUCUCGGAUUCCUACGGGAAAUGCAAAGAUUUCAUCCGAACCUGCAGCUGCCCAAGACCCUCCUGGAAAGAGCGAAGAUGUGCUCCUGA
Messenger RNA from Eimeria acervulina, 1644 nucleotides. Its product is annotated as CMGC kinase, MAPK family, putative. The record is from RefSeq and is a predicted model, not a curated record. Gene Ontology annotation, biological process: intracellular signal transduction; protein phosphorylation. NCBI's taxonomy places the organism in Eukaryota, Apicomplexa, Conoidasida, Eucoccidiorida, Eimeriidae. The transcript is spliced from 10 exons. The coding region runs from base 1 to 1644 and encodes 547 amino acids. Gene Ontology annotation, cellular component: cytoplasm; nucleus. Gene Ontology annotation, molecular function: ATP binding; MAP kinase activity.